AUGUACAUACAUUUUGCCGUCGUUGUCGUUACAACUGAAUCCACAUAUCGUCAGCGCAUUGAGCACUCUUUUGUUCCAGCUCGAUCGAUGUUUCCCGUCAUCCGUUCUGUCCAUCUGUCAAUUGCAUUUAAAGCAAAUAUCGCCCAUAAAUAAAAAUGGGCUAUAAUAUAUAUAUAUAUAUAUACUGUACCAGUGAAGCUUAUUUCUGUCUUAUCGUCACUGGAAAUGCUUGACAAUAAAUUAGAUUUUGUGCAAAUUCUCCCGUCCGAUCGAUCCACUCAAUGGGUCCCCGUCCGUCUGUCCCUCAGUCCGUCCGGCAUGAUUUUGCAAAUAAUAUUAAGGAAUGGGAAUAUAGAAGAAGAAAUAUACCUCGGGCAAAUCGCAGGUUUGUGUGAUUUAUAUCAUAACAAAAAAAAAAAACAAAAUAGGUAGAGGAGCUGAAGAGAAAUGCCAGAUCGAAGAUUGGCUACACUUCAUCAACCGAAUUAUCAGGGGAAUAAAUAAAUUUAAAUAAUUUAUUUCUCUGCUAACAGUAAACAAAAUGCUAAAUAAUGUUUAUGAGAUGAAGAUAUGAUAUAUAAAUCACAAACUCAUGCUAGGUUUUAGUACUUUAAGCUAUCUCCUGUUUAGUGAUCAUAAUAAGUAGUAAGUAAGGAAACUAUCUUAAGUCUAAAAUCUACACUAAUGUAUACUGGACAUUAAAGAACUCAAAAUUCUGAUAAAUCAAAAAAAGGUUCUAAGAUCUGUUGAAAAAUCUUAUCUUCUGUCAAAAUUUAAGUAACUUUUCUGUUAGAUCUAAUAAAUUUAUACAAAAUUUAUAUAUGAUCUGAAGAUAGUUUAAAAGGCACCCUGUUUUUUUUGGAAACUGCUGAGUGAUAAUUUCCUAUCAAAACAUAGCCCGAUAAAGACAGUAACUUUUGACUUACCAAUAAAGAAGAGUAAACUUCAGUCGCUACGUUUUAACCAACGUAAUUUUCUGGUCGUUUAACUAUCCAUAAACAAAAUACGGCCAAUGCGGCGUUUGUUGAGGUCAAUGAUUUCUGUUGCGUUGUCUUUUUCACGCUUUUUUAACACUUUUUGUCUG
This is a messenger RNA of Drosophila eugracilis, 1084 nucleotides long. RefSeq lists its product as uncharacterized. NCBI's taxonomy places the organism in Eukaryota, Metazoa, Arthropoda, Insecta, Diptera, Drosophilidae. The record is from RefSeq and is a predicted model, not a curated record. The transcript has 3 exons.